AUGACUGAUCCAGCCGCAUCCGUUUCAACUGGUUUGGAAAACAUUGUGAUCUCUAGCGAUCCUCCCGAGACUUCUGAACAUAGAAAUACUAUGCAACAUGACGAACAUAUCGCCCGCCUGACUCAAGAGAUUGAGGACCUACGUAGCGAACUAAAUCGGGUUAGGGACCUGACCAAUUUAUCCAUCACACUCCAAAGUCCACCUCCUGAACCUAGAACUGUCGCACCAAAUCCACCUCGUUUUCCAUCACUUGAAUCUCCAGUCCCUGAACACUUUCCUCCACAAAAUAAUGCACCCACCAACAACAACUUUCCUCCACCAAAUCCAUCAUCCGUCUAUACCCUUCUACAAAGUCAACCACCUACCCACAUUACCUCGGAAACACAAGCCUAUACCAACCCAGUAACGGUCAGGUUCCAGCCCGAAGUAGAUCAAUACGAGGAAAUGGAGAAAGAGGCAAAAGCAAGGGCAGACGAUAUGUUGCUAAAAGAGAUCCACAGUCUCAAAGAAGCAAUGAGAAACCUUCAAGUUGCUAGGGGAACUAAGAGUGUAGAAUACGAGGAUCUGUGUGUUCAGCCUGAUGUUGACUUACCUGUAGGCUACAAACCGCCGAAAUUUGAUACUUUCAAUGGAACCGGCGAUCCUCAUACACACUUAAGGGCUUAUUGUGACAAAUUGGUUGGAGUAGGUAGAGAUCAGAACAUAAGGAUGAAGCUAUUCAUCAGGAGCUUAUCUGGUGAGGCCCUUAAUUGGUAUACACAACAGGACGUCCGUAAAUGGCGUGGUUGGAGUGACAUGGCCCAAGACUUUAUGGACCGAUUCAGUUUCAACACCGACAUCACACACCGGAUAGAGUCUAUAUGA
Lycium ferocissimum is the source of this 864-nucleotide messenger RNA. RefSeq lists its product as uncharacterized. The record is from RefSeq and is a predicted model, not a curated record. Bases 1 to 864 code for a protein of 287 amino acids. The transcript has 2 exons. NCBI's taxonomy places the organism in Eukaryota, Viridiplantae, Streptophyta, Magnoliopsida, Solanales, Solanaceae.